GUUAGCCAUCAGGCUGGUUUCCUGUCGGGGGAGGGGGACUGACAUUAGCCAGCGAUGUGAUGCCUCCACUCGGGCUCUAACCAUAGUUAUCCAGCAAACGUUGCUCAGUCAUGUAGUACGGGUUUAGACUUUUGCGUGACGAUGGAGGCACAAAACGCGUCUUAUCGAGCCCGAUGAAUGGCUGUGACAGCUAGAGAGGGGGAGAGACCUCAGCAUGCAAACCCUCGUCUGUCCGGCUUGCACCCUCUCUUUCUUUCCAUGCUGCUGGUCUUCAGAUGGCUGCUCCCAUGCCUCAUUCACACCAGCAGUACAGUGACUGUCACCAACAGAGUACAGACCAGUCUGUCACUGUACUGCCAUACAGUGAACAGGCACAAGCACUCACUGCCAGCCAGAGGCACAUGCCCCAGUGCUUUCGUGACCCUACUUUAGCUCCUCUGAGGAAGCUCUCCAUAGACCUGAUCAAAACCUACAAACACAUCAAUGAGGUGUAUUAUGCAAAAAAGAAACGACGGCAUCAACAGGGUCAAGGUGAGGACUCAAGCCACAAGAAGGAAAGAAAAGUAUUCAAUGAUGGCUAUGAUGAUGAGAACUACGACUACAUUGUCAAAAAUGGGGAGAAAUGGAUGGACCGCUAUGAAAUUGACUCUUUAAUUGGAAAAGGGUCAUUUGGACAGGUUGUAAAAGCCUACGACCGUGCUGAGCAAGAGUGGGUAGCAAUUAAGAUUAUCAAGAACAAAAAGGCCUUUCUCAAUCAAGCUCAGAUUGAAGUAAGGCUUCUCGAGCUUAUGAACAAACAUGACACAGAGAUGAAAUACUAUAUAGUACACUUGAAACGGCACUUCAUGUUCCGGAAUCAUCUUUGCUUAGUAUUUGAAAUGUUGUCAUACAACCUGUAUGACUUGUUAAGAAACACGAACUUCAGAGGUGUCUCUUUGAAUCUGACACGAAAGUUUGCCCAGCAGUUGUGUACAGCGCUGCUAUUUCUUGCCACACCUGAGCUCAGCAUCAUCCACUGUGAUCUAAAGCCAGAGAACAUCCUGCUAUGUAAUCCCAAGAGAAGUGCCAUCAAAAUAGUGGACUUCGGGAGCUCCUGCCAACUGGGACAAAGGAUAUAUCAGUACAUCCAGAGCCGAUUCUACCGCUCCCCUGAAGUUUUAUUGGGAAUGCCAUAUGAUCUGGCCAUAGACAUGUGGUCACUAGGAUGUAUCCUGGUGGAAAUGCAUACAGGAGAGCCUCUGUUUAGUGGAGCCAAUGAGGUGGACCAAAUGAAUAAAAUUGUUGAAGUACUUGGGAUCCCACCUAGUCACAUUAUGGACCUAGCACCAAAAGCCAGGAAAUUUUUUGAGAAGUUGUCAGAUGGGACAUGGAGUGUUAAGAAGACCAAAGAUGGGAAAAGGUACAAACCUCCAGCAUCUCGGAAAAUCCAUGCCAUCUUGGGAGUGGAAUGUGGUGGACCAGGCGGUCGCCGGGCUGGAGAAUCUGGCCACGCAGUAGCUGACUACUUGAAGUUCAAGGACCUCAUCCUCAGAAUGCUGGACUAUGACCCCAAGACUCGAAUUCAGCCCUACUAUGCUCUCCAGCACAGUUUCUUCAAGAAAACGGCAGAUGAAGGAACCAAUACGAGUAGUAGUGUGUCGACAAGUCCUGCACUUGAGCAGUCACAGUCAUCAGGGACCACUUCUAGUACAUCCUCAAGCUCAGGAGGAUCAUCUGGAACAAGCACCAGUGGAAGAGCAAGAUCUGAUCCAACUCACCACCAUCGGCAUAGUGGUGGGCAUUUCGGCACAGUCAUGCCCCCCAUAGACUGUGACAACCUUUGCCCUCAGCAGACGAGACAGCCUUACCAUCCACCAGUAGUAUGGCCUGGAAUUGUAGGACCCGAUCCUGUCACUGUAGAGACUCAUCCAGUCCAGGAAACCACUUUUCACGUGCCUCCCCAGCAUCCCAAGGCAUUGCACCCCCAUCACCAUCAUCAUCACGGACAGGUCAUAGCAACUCGACCACGACCGCGACUCUACAACUCGCCCACCAACAGCGCCUCCACUCAAGACUCCAUGGAGGUGGUGCACGGCCAUCUGUCUAUGACAUCCCUGUCUUCCUCGGCAUCCUCUUCCUCCACAUCUUCCUCUUCCACAGGAAACCACGGCAACCAGGCUUACCAGCUUCGCCAGCUUCCUGCCAAUUCCCUGGACUUUAGACAAAUUGGGAGUAUGGGUUUGGGUGCCUUCUCAAAUCCUCGCCAAGAGACUGGUAUGGCUGGACAUCCCACGUACCCCGUUGCCACAAACACAGGAACUGGUCACUUUAUAACAGAGGGACACCUAGGCAUGAGACAAGGGAUUGAUAGGGAAGAUUCACCGAUGACUGGAGUCUGUGUUCAGCAGAGCUCAAUGGCCAGCUCGUGACUUUAGCUGAAAUGGGUUUGUUUUUCUGUGUGACUUUUUUUUUUCAUUUUUUUAUGGUGAUGUUUUGUUAUUUUUGUUUUUCAAAAGGUGCAUAGAGAAUAAAAGCUGCUCACUUCUGAGGGGAGAUAUCACUGAACCGCUACAAAUUGAAGAGUAUUUAAAAAGUAUAUAUGUAUUACCUUAACUUUAUGUUUUCAAUUUUUAGAUUGUUAAGUUAGUAAUACUGCAAAUAACCAUAGUGAAACUGAAACAUCCAUCUGCCAUAAAGUACUUAUUUACCAUCUGUUACCAUUUGAAACCAGGAGAUUUUAUUUGUUUUUCCCUUUUUUCUUUUCUUUUUUUUAAACGGUGAGCAUUUCAGAGCUGUGAGCUGUCGUACAGCUUUUAUAUGUGAAGCAAUGCAAAACAUUUGUUUAGUUUAAACAAGUGAAACAUUGGACAUUAUAAUUUGACUGGUUGUUCUUUUAUUUACCCUUUAAGUGAAACUUCUCUAAAGAGCUGUGUGUUUAAACCUGUAGCGUGUCAAGGAAGCAGUACUUGCAGUGAUAUUUCGUGUUGUCGGUAUCGUAUAACUCUUCAAGAGGGGGACGCAUAGCCGUGGAGCUCCUGGGGCAAGUGCUGGCCUGGUGGUAUAAUGGAGGAGCUGGGGUUAGGGCUUAGACAGGCAGGUGCGGUACUCUCCAGUCCGGGCAUCUUUGACUACGUACAGCAACUGAGGAGGAGGUGCGCUGAGGAACAACAAGGGGGAAACAGAUCCAGAUCAAUCUGGCAACCCUUUGGCCUUACAACUUUUGGACCUUGACUGAAAAGGAGCUGGACUAUAUUAUUAAAUAGAGAUGGCUGUGCUCUAUUUUUAAGAUUGAAGUCCUUAAUUGGUUAGGGAAAGGGUAAAUAAGAAUGGGUAUUCAGAGGCCUUUAUUUAGCAACGAUGGGACUCCAAAUUGCAGGGUCUUGAUCAAAUGUCCCAAACACAACUUCCUAAAAUUGUUUAUUAUUGCCGAAGUGGGAUUUCACAUUGAAGUUAAUCAUCCCCAUAUCAGACACCAUAAUUUGGCUUUAUUUUUACCCCGUCAAGCAUAUGUGGUUCCAUAUUGACAAACAUUGCAUCAGUUUGCCUCUUUGUGUUGAACACAGAUGAUGUGUAAUGAAAUUUGUGUGACUGCCUUUUUUCUCCUCUUGAAUUAUGCUGUGAAUUUUACACAAAACAAAUUUUCUUUAUUAUUGUCUCCUCUUUUCUUUUGAUAAACCAAAGCUGUUGUUUUUUUUAUAGCAUUAGGUGUCUGUAAGAAAUAAUGUAGCAGUUCACCACUUCAGCCCAAGGUUCAUAAAAGUCCAUUUUAGUCUGUA
Messenger RNA from Misgurnus anguillicaudatus (oriental weatherfish), 3755 nucleotides. The record is from RefSeq and is a predicted model, not a curated record. NCBI's taxonomy places the organism in Eukaryota, Metazoa, Chordata, Actinopteri, Cypriniformes, Cobitidae.